Mauremys reevesii (Reeves's turtle) is the source of this 2248-nucleotide messenger RNA. RefSeq names its product forkhead box C2 (gene FOXC2). Bases 544 to 1938 code for a protein of 464 amino acids. The record is from RefSeq and is a predicted model, not a curated record. Gene Ontology annotation, biological process: anatomical structure morphogenesis; regulation of transcription by RNA polymerase II; cell differentiation. Gene Ontology annotation, molecular function: RNA polymerase II cis-regulatory region sequence-specific DNA binding; DNA-binding transcription factor activity, RNA polymerase II-specific. Lineage: Eukaryota; Metazoa; Chordata; Testudines; Geoemydidae. The transcript has a single exon.
UUAGCAUUUGCGGGGCUCGCCGGUGGCUCUGCGCACACACACUCUCUCUCACACACACACACUCACACUGGACUCACACGCUCAUCCACAACCUUAGCGUUUAUUUUGAUUCUGAGUUCACAAGACGUUUUGGUGGUUUCCCUCCCAGAAGAUUUUGUUGUUGUUGUUGUUGCAAGAAUUAUCUUUUUUUCCCCCUCAAGACUUUUCUUUGCCUGCGAGAAUUAUUCCCUGCUUCUGCCUCCCUUUUAGCAGCAGCUUUUGCCACCUCUGAAAAAAAAAUCCCCCCAAACCCAGAGAGAUCACUAGAUAUCCGCACGGCACGCUCCUCCUGGCGACUCUGAAGGAUGCUGCUGAUUUACUGCUGCUAAGGACCCUUUUGGAUUUGGGCAGCUUGUGUUUGAGACUCUCUCCCCUUCCUCCCUCACCCUCCUCCUCUGCAGAGGAAUCCCGUUGGGGUGAGCCCCUCUCCCCCCAAACCCCUACCCUCUUCGUGUCUCCUCCCCCGGUGAUUCCGUCGCCUUGCGAUUUGGGGGAGCCCCAUCCAUGAUGCAGGCUCGCUACUCCGUCUCCGACCCCAACGCCUUGGGAGUGGUGCCCUACUUGAGCGAGCAGAACUACUACCGGACCGCCGGGGCUUACAGCAACAUGAGCGUCUAUUCGGGCCACCCUGACCAGUACGCGGCCGGCAUGGGCCGCUCCUACGGGCCUUACCAUCACCACCAGCCGGCGGCCCCCAAGGACCUGGUGAAGCCUCCCUACAGCUACAUCGCUCUCAUCACCAUGGCCAUCCAGAACGCCCCGGACAAGAAGAUCACCCUGAAUGGGAUUUACCAGUUCAUCAUGGACCGGUUCCCCUUCUACCGGGAGAACAAGCAGGGCUGGCAGAACAGCAUCCGCCACAACCUCUCGCUCAACGAGUGCUUCGUCAAGGUGCCCCGGGACGACAAGAAGCCGGGCAAAGGCAGCUACUGGACGCUGGACCCGGACUCCUACAACAUGUUCGAGAACGGCAGCUUCCUGCGCCGCCGCCGGCGCUUCAAGAAGAAAGACGUGCCCAAGGAGAAGGAGGAGAGGCAGCCCAAGGAGCCGCCCAAGGCGCCGGGCGUCUCCAGCCCGGACCUCUCCAAGGAGGCCCCCGAGAAGAAGGUGGUCAUCAAGAGCGAGGCCUCCUCGCCCGACCUGCCGGUCAUCACCAAGGUGGAGACGCUGAGCCCGGGCAGCGGCAGCCCCAGGAGCGUAGCCUCCACCCCGUCGGUGUCCACCGAGAGCUCCCUCCCGGAGCACCACCCGGCCGGCAACGGGCUGCCGGGCUUCAGCGUGGAGAACAUCAUGACCCUGCGGACUUCUCCCGCGGGGGAGCUGAGCCCCGGGAGCGCCGCCUCCGGCCGGACAGGGGCAGGGCUGGUGGCUUCGCUGCCGCUGGGCUACCCCCAGGCGCAGCCCUCCAUCUACAGCCAGGCGUGCGGCCAGGGCAUGGACCCCAGCGGGAGCUACCAGUGCAGCAUGCGGGCCAUGAGCCUGUACACCGGGGACAGGUCGGGCCACAUGUGCGUCCCCACCACGCUGGAAGAAGCCAUCUCGGAGCAUCCCAACGGCACCUCCUCGCCUCUGGCCACCAUGAACCUGGCCUCCAGCCAGGAGAGCGCGCUGACCCCCAGCCACCCGCAUGCCAGCGGCGGGCCCGGGCAGCCGGCCGGCUCCUGGUACCUCAACCACGGCAGCGAGCUCAACCACCUCUCCGGGCACACGUUCGGCGCCCAGCAGCAGACUUUCCCCACCGUCCGGGACAUGUUCAACUCUCACCGGCUGGGGCUUGAGAGCUCGACCCUCAACGAGCAUCAGGUGAGCGGCAACACAAGCUGUCAGAUCCCCUAUAGAUCCACGCCCUCCAUAUACCGCCACGCCACCCCCUAUUCCUAUGACUGCACUAAGUAUUGAUUAGCAUUGACUCUCCCGGGUAGGCCAAUUAAACAGACUGCAUAAGGAAAUGCUUUUACAACCUCUAAGCGGACCUGGGAACCAAAGAGUUUAUAGACCCUUAAUCCUCUUCCAUCAUCCUUAAAUUCCAGACAAGUAAAUUCUACUUGAAAAGGGAUGUCUUUAAAAUAUAUAGAGAGCUAUCUAAACAAAGUGGCAAAUUUAUAUGCUAAAGUAUAGGAGGUCUCCGAAAAUAAGUUAUGGACCAAUAUCACAGCGAUCAUUAUGCGAUUAAAAAGAAAAGUAUAUAUUAUAUAUAUAAAAAUAUAUG